AUGUUCUUCUUCAUCCUGCUGUUUCUACAUACACCAGUAGAGGGAGUUGCUGCACCAAUUUCUUGCUACAAUGACCAAGGAAGCUCUGUUGACUGGUUCUAUCUUUACAAGCUACCUCAUCCUCACAGAAAACCCGUUGCUCAGGGUCUGAAGUAUCUUCUGAUGGACGGAGGGAGUGAGGAGUGGAUGGAUGGGAAAGUGCUUGUAAAUGACAGUUCAGGUGCUCUGGGAAGAACAAUGGCACCAUUAUAUGAGGAGAAUGAAGUUGGAUACAUUCUGUAUAACGACCAGGCUCCGUCGCCGAAGCACGGCCAUACGAGAGAUGAGAACAGGAGUGGAGGUCACACAAAAGGCGUUGUCCUCUUUGACAAGAAGCAAGGCUUUUGGUUGGUCCAUAGUACCCCACAUUUCCCCCCACCCAAGAGAGAGGGCAGUUUCUCAUACCCAAGCUCUGGCAUAAAUAACGGACAAAACUUCAUCUGUGUGACCUACCCCAUGGAGCGCUUCCAAACGAUAGGUGAGCAGUUAAAAAUAAACCAGCCCCACAUAUAUGACUGUCAUAUUCCUGAUUCCCUGGCUUCUGAACUGCCCUCUAUGGUCCAGCUUUGCAAAAACAGCCAGAGCAGAGGGGGAAACACAAGUUUAUUGCACACUUCCUCAUCUACAGCCAAUCGCAGUGUGGCCCUCCUCUCAUUGGCUGGAACACAGUUCAUCAGCUUUGCCAAAGGAGCCUCUUUUGGUGCUGAUUUAUACCACUCCUGGGUGGCCCCCACCCUUCAGUCUGACCUUCUGGUGCAGUUCUGGCGCCGGUCCACCGGUAUCCUGCAUUCCGACUGCUCGCAGCGCUGGAAGGUCCUGGACAUAGACCUCAUCUCUCCAGGCCAGCGGUUGACGUUCAAGGCCACGGAGGAUCACUCCAAGUGGGCCGUCAGCAAGCGGGGCGGGAGCGGGAGAGAUGGACCAGGAGGAUGGGUCUGCGUGGGGGACAUUAACCGCAACAAAGCGGAGGAGACGAGAGGUGGGGGGACAGUAUGUCAGCAGAACGCCGUCGUGUGGAAAGCGUAUCGCACGGCAGCGCUGAAGUGUGAGACGUGCACAGGAAGCUCCGCUGAGUGUGACUCUGCACUGAGAGAGAUACAGGAACAGCACUGA
This is a messenger RNA of Chanos chanos (milkfish), 1152 nucleotides long. RefSeq names its product deoxyribonuclease II, lysosomal (gene dnase2). Lineage: Eukaryota; Metazoa; Chordata; Actinopteri; Gonorynchiformes; Chanidae. Gene Ontology annotation, molecular function: deoxyribonuclease II activity. The coding region runs from base 1 to 1152 and encodes 383 amino acids. The record is from RefSeq and is a predicted model, not a curated record. The transcript is spliced from 6 exons. Gene Ontology annotation, biological process: apoptotic DNA fragmentation.